Copidosoma floridanum is the source of this 1883-nucleotide messenger RNA. It is a transcript of the gene mtTFB2, whose product is annotated as mitochondrial transcription factor B2. The record is from RefSeq and is a predicted model, not a curated record. Gene Ontology annotation, biological process: transcription initiation at mitochondrial promoter; rRNA methylation. NCBI's taxonomy places the organism in Eukaryota, Metazoa, Arthropoda, Insecta, Hymenoptera, Encyrtidae. Gene Ontology annotation, molecular function: rRNA (adenine-N6,N6-)-dimethyltransferase activity; mitochondrial transcription factor activity. Gene Ontology annotation, cellular component: mitochondrial matrix.
UUCAACUCAAAAUACUACUUUAAACUGUCAAAAUGUUGUGCAGAAGUAUAUGGCGGACUCGUCAUUUUCAUACAAGUUCUUUCCAAAAGUCGUCAACUGCUGAAAACGUUGAAUUACCUGUUGAGAAAACAAUUAAAAAGCCUCAAAAACGGCCGUCCAGACCGGCUACAGUAUAUCCAGAACUAAUUAAUCAUUUGAAGGAAAACAAUUAUUUGAAUUUUAUACCUACGAAAUUUUUAGGAAAAAGAAAAAGUUUAUCACUACACUUGAUAAAUCGUGACACCGCGAAACAGUUUUGUUCCAUGAUUGAACAAGAUUUAUUGCAAAACACGUCUCAUGUGAUUGAAAACAAUUCAGGCUUAGGGAUUUUGACGGAAGAGUUGUUGAAAAUUGGCGUACCCAAGAUCAAUAUGUUUGAAAAGAAUCGUUCAUUUCUCACGCCAAACAGUCCCUUGCAAAGUUUAUUAAAAGAUCACAAAUCCAGAUUGAGUUUGAAGGAGUUGAAUUUUACUGAUAUAUGGGCAAUGGCCAUUAGGGAUAAUUUUAUGAAUGAAAACCUGACAGGCCAUUACUUAACUGAUGUUCCACAUAAUGAUUGGAAAAGCAAAACUAAUGCCCAAAUAAUAUUGUUUGCAUCCGACAGAACAUCAAUUGUGAUGCUUAUUUAUAACUUAGUUCAUGAAACGAGUUUAUUUUGUCAUGGCAGGCCAGUUUUUUACUUUGCUGUGAGCUCUGAAACUUGGGAUAGAUUGAAUGUACUCAACGAUUCUGUCAAACUAAAACGUUUUUAUACACAGUUUAAUGUAUUUCUUAAGCUUUUUUUUGACAGUCAAAUAUUAGGUGAGGUGCCCAGAACGUCUUUUAUACCAUGGCCAGUCUCUAGAGUAGCAAAUAAAGAUAUGUUGAGUAUGCCUAUGAAAGUUGUUAAAGUGGAACCUAAAAAGAAUGCCUUCCAAUCCUUUGAAAGAGAAAAUCUAAGAGCUUUUUGGUUUUUCCUUAAACACUGUUUGAGAUCAUCAAAAAUCAAAGUGAUUCAAGAGAUAGAAUCAUUUGCUCCAGGAUGCGGAGCCAAAUUCAUUGAAAAAAAUAUUGACAUCACGACUACUUUUAAAGAGUUACCACCUCAAAAGUUAUUGGAAAUAUUCCAAAUAUAUAAAUCGUGUCCAGAGUAUGAUGAAAAUUCAUUUUUACCAAAUCCACGAAUCAGUGAAGAUACUAAGAGUACAGAAGAUGAAAAACUCGAAGGAGAAGUGAAACAGAGUGAAGAAUUCUCAUCUGAGCCAAAGAUUGAACAAGAAAAAGACCUUGAAAAUAAACCUACGUUGCAACUGAAAAAUGAAGAAGAUAAAAUACUUGAAACAUUUAAUGAGGACAUCAAGGAUGUGAAAAGUUAUCCCCUCGAAAUGGGGGAGAAACACAUUUUCGAACCUGUACCCAAACCAAAGCAUAUAGAAAAUGGGAAACUUGAGUGGGAAGAAAAACACAAUUUGAAUCCUUUGCCCGAGUUAAAGCAUGAAGUAAAUGAAAAAAAGAUUCAGGAACCCACAUUAGAGCCGCUAAAUGAAAGAGAUUAUGGGGUUGCAGUGGAGAAAAAAAAGAGUCCUGAAAUCAUGUCUGUGCCAAAGAAUAAAGAAGAUGAAAAAUUUGAAAAGGAAGAAAAACAGUGUGAGAAUCCUGCGAGUAAUCCAAAAAACGAAAAAAAUCUUGAGGAAAAAGAAAAAACAAUUCUGAAACCCAUAACCGAAUUGAUAAACAAAAAAGAGGAAAAGAGAAAGCAAAGUCAAGUGUCCUUGCUGAAGAAAAUUUCACGGCUCGUUAAUGUUCAACUUACAAUUAUGAUCCAAAAACUCAAGAGUUUCUUCAUCACGAGCCUAAAAUGUUAA